AGGAGCGCCUGCUCGGCAGCGGGUCCGGACCGCAGAGCGGAGAGCAGCCGGAGAGCAGCCGGAGAGGGGCCGCUUCAGUCCGCAGAGCCGCGCAGGAAACCAGGGGACCGAAACUCAGCCGACUUCCUCAUCCAGCUGGCUGUGUUUAACCGGAGUCAUGGCAGCGGGGAGGAUCCGGUCCACCCGCAAACUGCGCUCGUGGAUCGUCGAACAGGUGAGCGGGGGGAAGUACGCCGGAGUCGUGUGGGACGACGACUCCAAGACAAUGUUCCGCAUCCCGUGGAAGCACGCGGGGAAGCAGGACUUCCGCCAGGACGAGGACGCCGCCAUCUUCAAGGCGUGGGCCGAGUUCAAGGGCAAGCCGACGGGCGGCGGCCAUGACAGCGCGGCCACCUGGAAGACCCGGCUGCGCUGCGCCCUCAACAAGAGCCCCGAGUUCACGGAGGUGAUGGAGCGGGCGCAGCUGGACAUCUCGGAGCCCUACAAGGUGUACCGGCUGGUCCCCGUCAGCGAGCAAGGCGUGGCGGUCGCUGAGAAGAAGCCCAGAGCGAAGGCCGCCAAGAGGCCGAAGGCGAGGAGGAGGAGGAGGAGCAGCAGCAGCAGCAGCCAAUCGGAGAGCAGCGACGUCGACCGGCCGAAGCAGAUCAAGAUGGAGGAGGUCGGCUCUCAGCUGCCUCUGUGGUGGAGCGGCGUGCAGACAGAACCCGGUGAGUUGGACCGCCGUGCUCCUGAACCCGCCCACAAAGCACACGUUGGCAUGGACCAUAGUUCAGUCGAUGAGAUCCGGUUGGACGUUCGGAUCGAGGAGAGCUUCGACGCUCCGGCUGGAGUUCAGGACUCCUUCAACGUGGUGGUUCAUUAUUUAGGCCACGAGGUUCUACAACGUCAGAUCCAGAGCAGCGACGUCCGGAUAGCGUACCUGCCAAUCACUGCAGCUCCGCCCACGCCGGCCGUCCUCGAGGGGCGGUUCCCGCGCAUCCCGCUGCCGGAGCCGCCCUCCUCGCUGCCGGCCGGCCCGGAGAGCCAGGCGCUGCUCACGCUGCUGCCCUUCAUGGAGAAGGGGGUGGUGCUGACCGCCACGCGGCACGGCGUGUACGGCAAGCGCUUCUGCCGGGGCCGGGUGUUCUGGACGGGGCCGCACGGCGCCACGGCCGGGCCGCACAAGAUGGAGAGGAACAAGGAGCCGGCGAUGCUCUUCAGCAAAGACGCCUUCAAGCAGCAACUCGACCUGUACCGGCUGAAUGGCGGCGAGCCUCCGCAGUGCGGCGUCACGCUUUGUUUCGGAGAAGAACUCAACGACGCCGAGGACCCGUCAAUCAAACUCAUCAUAGUUCAGAUCGGCUUCCCGUGGGCCGAGCAGCAGCUCCAGGACGCCCAGUCGCUCCUCGACUCCAUCAACAUCCUCCAGUCUCUGGCCAGCGAGUCUCCACUGGGAGAGAUAACGCUCAACCUGGUCGCCGUGCCGACGGACUCGGAGACCGCGACCACUUUGACCCUUACAAAAUAAGAGACGAGCCAUUCUUUCAAAGUAAGAGCAUACGGGGCCGAGCGAUACGUCGACAUACUUAUCGCCUUGAAGGCAUCAUCGUCCCUUUAAAAAAAAAAAGAUUUCAAAAUAAGAGCCUCUGGCGUGUGUGUUAAUUAUGUUUUCUUCGUCUUUUAUCGCCCGGCCCUGACAGCUCGUAUGCACUUAUGAAAAACACUUUUUUAAUGAAGGUAGAUUAGCUGGUGCACUGGAAGCACUACAAGCCGGCCAACACUGAGGAGCGGCAGCCGUUUUGAUAAUCAAUCAAUCUUUUUAUGUCACAUUCGGGUUUUCUUUUUGGGACAUUCCAGACUAAUCGGCUGCGGGGUCAAGAGGACGAGGACCGGGAAGAUUGAGCUUUUAUUCCUGUGAAUUACUGGAUAGUUUUAGGGCUAAAGAAGGUUGGGAACCACUGCGCUUAGCUGAUGACGUUGUGUUUAUACUACUGCACAUUAUAAUAUAUAUAUAUAUAUAUAAACCUCGUCCUUUGGCUUUAACUCUGUCACUCGCCAAAAUAUUCGUGUUACGGUGAAAUAAAGGGAACCGCAUCAUAACGCGGCUCAGUAGAGUAGAAAAUAUGCACUAAUGUUCACGUUUCUUUGAAGUAACCGACGAUCGUUGUAUUCUUCACGCUUCAUUCCUUUGUAGUCGGAACAUUUAUUUAGUCUUUUAUGACUUUAAAGGAAGAAUCCAACCUUCACUCAUCUGCAUUUUAUUAUUGUCAUGUGAGGAUUUGGGGUUCAGUGUUUUUACAGUUGCAAUGUUUUUGCCAUCGUUGGUACGGAAGAGUAAAGUAAGCAACAAGGAGUCAACAACAACAGUUCAGUGCUGUUGCACUUUAUUAAUCAUUUACUAUUUACAAAUUCUAUGAAGCCAAAUAGAGGCAGUCAGAGUUACCCAAAUAUUUUAUUUGAUUAGCGCGACACUGAAACGGGGACCGGACAUGAAGCGCGAUUAAAAACCUUUGUUUUUACUGCAGAACGUUUUGUAUUGUACGGCGUUUCUGUUAUUUUGUCCACCUCCUGGAGCUUAAGAAAUAUGUAGGAAUAAUAAUAAUAACGUAACAAAAAAAAACAAACAACACAAGUGCAUUAUAAUAUUAAUAA
Messenger RNA from Cyclopterus lumpus (lumpfish), 2631 nucleotides. It is a transcript of the gene irf9, whose product is annotated as interferon regulatory factor 9. Gene Ontology annotation, molecular function: RNA polymerase II cis-regulatory region sequence-specific DNA binding; DNA-binding transcription factor activity, RNA polymerase II-specific; protein binding. Lineage: Eukaryota; Metazoa; Chordata; Actinopteri; Perciformes; Cyclopteridae. Bases 158 to 1507 code for a protein of 449 amino acids. Gene Ontology annotation, biological process: immune system process; regulation of transcription by RNA polymerase II. The transcript is spliced from 10 exons. The record is from RefSeq and is a predicted model, not a curated record. Gene Ontology annotation, cellular component: nucleus.